GAAGAUGGCAGAGGAGAGAUCAGAAAGGAAUGAACCAAAUACCAAAAUAAAUUUUUUUUUAGGUUAUGUUAUAUGAAGCUGAUUAAUCUAUGAAUUAGGAAAGAAAGAAUUUGAAAUUAUUGUAUUCUAGAUUUUGAAAUUGUAUUUUGGAAUCUAUCAUUCAUGACAACAAAGAAAUACAGGUUGUUAUUUAUUGUGCUCUGAAUUAAUUAUUUUUACAAAAUUUUUUCAAAUCUCAAAAGCAAGGUGAUAAACAUUGUUUCUGCUGCUUUUUUUUGUACAAUAAACUCUUUUAUAAUAUGCAUAUUAAAGCCUAUUUGUUUCUUCUUCGUCAGUGAAAUACAAUCAGAAAUAAUCUAACAUGGAUAAGAAUACGGUUAUAUCCCAAGAUUUCUUCAUUGACCUAAGGGAAAAGUAUGAUAAGGUUGAAACGUUACUGAAAGAAGCAAAUCAAGAUCCGCAAUCAGAACCAUUCAAGUCGAAGUAUGCCGCCCUGGAAAUCUUGAUGGAAUUGAAAUCGAAAUUGGUCAAUGUACUGGAUGACCUUAGAUCGUCUGACUCGUCUUAUGAUGAGCUGACCGCUAUGCUUGGAGGUGUUUGGGUUUCCCUGGGAACGAUCUCAGUUGACACUGAAGAAUGGUCAAAUGGUGAAGAGCAACUCACAAACUGCUUGAAACUACUCGAAGACAACUCAAUGGAGCCUAACAAGAUUCUAAUUGUUUUGAGCGCCUUUAACCAGCUAGGCAUACUGUGGUCAAAUCGUGGAGACUACGAAAAGUCUCAGAAUUAUCUGUCAAGCGCUGAAGAUCUCUACAGAAACUACAAGAACACUUGCGAAGAUCGCCCGAAAGAAGUCGGUGAUUUGUUCUCGACAGUGAACAAACCCCCACCCCAAACAAAGUACGAUGCCCCUCUUGAGAAGUUACACACACUCACUCUCUACUACCUUGCUCAGAUACAUGCCACACUGGGCAACGUUGUAAAAUCGGCAAUCUAUUGUCACAACACUCUACGACGUCAGUUGGAAUGCGAAAAGCCUGAUAUGAUUGAUUGGGCGUUGAAUGCUGCCACAUUGGCUCAGUUUAUUAUGGAGAAAAACGCUUUCCAGCUUGCUAGACACCAUCUGGCUGCCGCAUCUUGUGUUUUGGAGCAAUAUGAAAUCACAUUAGGCACUAAUGAUCUUGAUGAAGAGCAGCGUGGAUAUUUACUAGAGCAAUACAAUCAUAGAAGUGCUGAUGUUGCUAGAUGUUGGGCUAAGUAUGGCAUUGUACUACUGUCCAUUUCUUUCGAUCGCUUAACUUCAGAUGAUUACGUUGACACAUCAGUUACUGAGCCUGAAUUUUUGGAAUUGCAGUUUUCAACGCUUGAACUAUCAACCUAUGAAAGUCAAAUAACAGCUAAAUACGUUCUUGUAUUUGAUGAUGCAAAGAAAGUUUUUCACAAUUCACUGAGCUGGCUGAAUAAAGCACAAGAAUUCUAUACUUUGGAGAAUCAUGCAUCCGAUUACGUUUCCAUCAUUCAGGAUAUGAGUGAAUUGUAUAAACAUUUGGCACUCUUUGAUGACGAUAAUGCAAGGAAAUGCAAGUUACAUAAAAAGAGAAUAGAUAUGUUGGAGGCUGUCAUCAAAGAACUGAAUCCAAAGUAUUACUUGAACGCGUGUCGAAAUCUGCGAUACGAACUUGCUGCAACAUAUGUAACAAUGUUCGAACUGAAACAAGAAAUCUUACAGGAAAAUUCGGAAAAUCAAACGCCGCAUGCAAUAAAAAAGAUUCAUCACCUGAUAAGCAAAGCCAUUGAGGCUUACAACGGAUUCCUUGAUGUACUGAAUGAUUUAAAAACGAAGAAACCUCCCGCUGAAUUCGGCUCAGAUCUGGUGAGGCCAGCACUUCUAUCAUACUUCUAUUUGGGCCAUCUACAUAGCAAGUUGGUCAUCUACAACAGAGAGCGGCAACUUGAGCAUAGGAAGAAAAGUUACGAAUAUUACAAGAUGGUUGUCGACUACUGUGAUGCUCAUGAGGAGGCGAAACAAUGCGUUGAAAUUGAACUAGCCACUUGUAGAGAAAUGGUUGAACUGUUGCCGGCUCUUAUAAAUAAACUCGUUGGGAGGGGCUUCAGUUAAAAAGUGACCAUUGAAAUAAUCUAUUGAAAAAUGCUGUUAUUUAGUUGUGAAAAUGUUUUAUUGUUUAUAAUAAUGGAGGAGAUCGUUAGCUUAUAGCUUUCUUCAUUUAUUGAUAUUCCUUUUGACACGUGACACAAAUGUAAGAUUUUUAUUAUUUUCUAGUCAUUGCCAGCAUGCAUGAACCUACAUAAGAAAAUCGAGUUCGUUCUAAUAGAUGAACAAUAAGUUCAAAAAUUAGUUGUAUGUAGAAUAAUUAAUAUUUUAUACUAUUCUUAUAGCUAUUAUUAAAAGAUAUUGCGUACCUUGCAUU
This is a messenger RNA of Nilaparvata lugens (brown planthopper), 2429 nucleotides long. RefSeq names its product KIF-binding protein. The transcript is spliced from 7 exons. The coding region runs from base 362 to 2119 and encodes 585 amino acids. Gene Ontology annotation, molecular function: protein binding. Lineage: Eukaryota; Metazoa; Arthropoda; Insecta; Hemiptera; Delphacidae. The record is from RefSeq and is a predicted model, not a curated record.